GCUAAACACGGUAAAAUUGAACCAAGAACAUGUACCGAAAGCUGUCGAAGCUGUUAUCUUCCGCAUGCACCGCAUGUACAGAGGAAAAAAUAUUGCCCGAUUAGUUAUAUACUGGUUAUUAAUAGCUAUACGUGAUACGGUUCUAUCCUGUACUGUCACGAGAUCAGUGUUUGUUCCGACGCUUGUCAGACAUCGAAUACUGACUCAAACUCGCGAUAAUAUCGCGCUUGAACAUUGUAGGUCAAUAUUGGCAAUCGCUUGUUUUAUGAUACAGUCGCAUUUGUCAGACGUAAUUAAUUUCCUAUCGGAUGUCGACUCGUAAGACUUUAGAAAGAACGGUAAAUAAACGGAAACGAAAAAGAAUGCCACGACAUAUAUUUUUUUUUAUCAAAUGAUCCUCCUCUUAUACAAACUUCGUAAUCCUUGUUAUUGGUAAUUGUACAUAUUAUGAGUAUAAUUGUUGUUCUCGAUUCGUUUCGCGCUUGCGAAAGAAUCGUAAAACAAACGAGAGAAAGAAGAGAUGGUACGUUGGCGUUUAUUAUUUCUCACUAGAAGUGUGCAAGUACAUUGCCAUCCAGAAGUAUACGGACAGUUUCAAAUUAUUGCAAAUAUAUAAAAUUUACGUUAAUUUAUUUUUUUUACUAGAACUUAUUCUAAACUCUUCAAUCAAAUUUUGAUCUAUGACCUUAUCUCAGAUAACCAUAUACAGUUAGUAGAUAUUGAUUAAAACGAUAGAAAAUAUUAAACAGUAUAAAUAAAGGAGCGAUAAUCGAAAGUGGAUGAAAAUUGUUCCUGCAGAGACGUCUAUUUAGUUUAGUUUUUGUGACUUUAAAAUUCAAUGUUGGAAUCGAUUGAAACAUGUUUGUAGCUACGUUCUAAAAGUUUAUGUAGAUUUUACGAGGUAUCAAAGAUUCGUUACGGAUGAACUAAAUCGAUACAGAUACAUUCCUUGUCUGAAUUUAAAUUUAGCAGAACAUUUGAUCCCAGUUAUGACAAAAGGCAAAGAAUUAACAGUUGGGAGACGUUCUUUAAUAACAGAUUUACCACUCGACAGUAACGUGCAUCUCCUCAGAUACAUCGUUUCACGAUCAGAUUAUUGUGAUAUAUGUUGUUUGCAGUUUCUCAUUUGAUUUAGCGUGGUGGCGCCGUAAUAAACGAUGCCCCUCAUUAUCAGAUACGAGUUCUUCAGUUACGCUACAGCAUUUAUUCUAAAUCCCACCGACAUAUGUAUCAAUUAUAUACAAAAACAUCCCGAGUAAAUAAGCAGUACACAUCACCCCUACUCUUUCUUGUUCUCCUGAUAUAAAUGUAAGACAGCCUCUGAAAUUAAACACAGUGGCAAGAGAUUCUUUUCUUCGAACGAUUCCACGAAUCUAAAUUAACUUCGGUACUAUAAUUCGAAAUCUUUAAAAUGCAGCCGAUCACAAGAUCACGAAUCUUCGGUUUAACGAAAGAAGUAGAGCUGAAGAGAUUCUUGAGUUCGCAAGAGUUGAUUGAUCGUGAUAAUAUGUAUGGUGGUAGACAUUUUAAGCCACUUCCGGUAGUUCUUGCAAGAGGCGAAGGCGUUUAUUUGUGGGACGUCGAAGGGAAACGAUAUCUCGAUUUUUUGGCGGGUUUCUCAACAGUGAAUCAAGGUCAUUGUCAUCCACGUUUGGUGAAAGUAAUGAGAGAACAAGUGGGAAAGCUCGCUCACACGUCUAGAGCUUUUUAUUCGGAGCCUCACGGUGCACUAGGAGAAUAUCUGUCGAAGCUUCUUGGGUGGGACAAAUUCUUGCCGAUGAAUACUGGAGUCGAAGCAGGCGAUACUGCCAUUAAGGUUGCUAGACGUUGGGCUUACAGAGUAAAGAAGAUACCUCCGGAACAAGCAACCGUGGUCUUCGCAAAAGGGAACUUCUGGGGACGUUCUAUAGCCGCGUUGUCUGCAUCUACGGAUUCAAAUUGUUACACCGAUUUCGGACCUUACGUUCCUCGCUUCGACAAAGUACCGUACAACGACCUCAACGCUUUGGAAGAAAAAUUUAAGCAGGAUCCAACUGUUUGCGCGUACAUGAUGGAACCAAUUCAAGGAGAAGCGGGUGUCAUAAUACCGAAUGAUGGCUACUUGAAAGGUGUACGAGACCUGUGCAACAAAUACAAUGUGUUAUGGAUCGCUGACGAAGUACAAACUGGUUUAUGCAGAACGGGCAAACGAUUGGCGGUAGAUCACGAAAAUCAACGGCCGGAUAUUCUCGUGCUAGGAAAGGCAUUGUCUGGCGGAUUGUAUCCUGUUUCCGGUAUUUUAGCGGACGAACAGAUAAUAAUGUGCCUAGAAACUGGAUCUCACGGUAGCACUUUCGGUGGAAGUCCGCUUGGUAACAGAGUCGCUAUAGAAGCAGUUAAAAUUUUAGAGGAAGAAAGUCUUGCGGAGAAUGCGAGUAAGCUUGGGGAAAUUCUACGGAAAGAAUUAGGAAAACUUCCGAAAGACAUAGCGGUAGAAUUUAGAGGUCGAGGUUUAUUGGCUGGUUUAGUAAUUAAUAAAGACUUCGCCGAAGGAUGGGAUAUCUGUUUAAGAUUGAAAGAAGCAGGCUUGCUGUCGAGACCUGCUCAUGGUCAAAUAUUAAGGAUAUCGCCACCACUUACUAUCACGAAAGAACAACUCGAAGAAGGUCUCGAUAUACUCACCACUGUCCUCAGAAAUUACAAAUAA
Molecule: messenger RNA, 2686 nt
Organism: Bombus huntii
Lineage: Eukaryota; Metazoa; Arthropoda; Insecta; Hymenoptera; Apidae
Product: ornithine aminotransferase, mitochondrial-like
Exons: 5
Coding region: 1412-2686 (424 amino acids)
Cellular component (GO): cytoplasm
Molecular function (GO): L-ornithine transaminase activity; identical protein binding; pyridoxal phosphate binding
Source: RefSeq, a predicted model, not a curated record